AGCUGACCAAGCUGACAAGACGCCAAGUUAACAUGGCGGUGGGAGAUGCUGUAGAUGGAGCGGUAGAACAGCUGAUAAAUACAGCUUCUGCUUUGGGAAGUACAACAAUCGACCUUAGUAAGAAAAGGCUUACCCAAGUUCCCCCUGACGUGCUAAAUUUACAACAGUUAGAGGUAAAUUUGAUUGCCAUUUUUAUAAUCUUCAUUUGUCAUCUCUGACAGCCCGUUUGCUGCUUUCAUAAAUGUUUAUCGAAGUAAAAGAAAGAGACAUAUUCUUCCUUGUAAAUUCAUUUUGCUUUGCUUUGCCAUUUCCAGUUUUUGUACUUGGAAGGAAAUUCUAUUUCGUCGUUACCCGAGGAGCUGUUCGAUUGCCUACCAAACUUACGUUGGCUUGAUCUACGGAACAACCGCAUAGCGGAGAUUCCUUCGGUUAUUGGAAAACACAGGUUUGUUAUGAACAGGUCUAGCCAGUUAGAAAUAUCAACGAGCCGCCAAACGUUAAUGAGUCUAUAAAUCGUCAGGUACACGCAGCAUCGCCUUCUAAGGUGCUAAUUGAAUGUUAGCACUUCACUGACACAAAUUCUGUUUCUUUCUGGAGCAGAAGCGACACUACAUAAUUAUGAAUAUCUGUGGCAAAUAUGGCUUUGCCGUAUUAAAAUUAUAGACAAAAUGAAAAAUACAUUAUGUACGAAUAGGGCUUCAAAGUACGGUGAACCUCUUACAAGGCCGGGUCACCUCUCCCAAAAGGCAACGAACACAGUCCAUACAUUCACUCUCAUUUUAAUCACUGCAGUCUCUACAGUGGCAAUAUACUAACUUGCAUUCUGUCUGCUAAAAUUGUUGCUUCACAAUGGCCAUUUAAAGAAAGAAUGAUGUACAAACUUGGCAUGAUGUAACAGCUGAUUGUAUCUUACUUGCUGUGUUUAAUUUGUUUAUGAUUUUGUUUUGAGCAAUUGCUUUUCGGCUUUCGAUAUAUUUUUGUCUGCCUUUUGUAUUGAUUAUUGAUAUGCUAUUACUCAAAAGAGUUAUUUUUAUCCCCCCCCCCAAAAAAAAAAAUGAAAAUAAAUAAAUAAAAAAUGAAAAUAGUGUCAUGUAAUAGAAGUACAUGUAUUAGUGGAUGGCGGUAAUCUCUGUGGUCCAAAGACAGACAUUUCUGUUUGUUUUUUGUUUUUCUAAAUAGAAAUUUGAGAAAUCUGUUACUUGAAGGGAACACAAUAGAGACACUUCCUUUGGAGUUAGGUAAGUUAACUAAUAAUAAUUAUUUUAUUCAUCAUACUUGCAUUAAUCUUACUGGAAAGCAUGUCAAUAAUUGUCAUGUCCAGUUAGUUAUUUAGACAGUAAAGGGAUUAAUGUAGCAGUUAACUUCAAAAUCUGAAAUAACGAGCUAAAUAAAAUAUUGAAAACCUAAUGAGUCUAGUAAAAACCAUUUGGUGAUAGUGAGCUACAUUAAAUUUUUUUUUGUUACAUUUUCAUCUUUUCCAGGUCUGCUUAAAAGUUUAUCUGGACUGAAUCUAUCAAACAAUCCUCUUGAGUUUCCCCCAUCGCAUAUAGUGGAAAAAGGCACACAGGUAUGAUUGCAGUUGUAUGUUGCAAAUAUGCAUGAGUUAUUGUUAAUGGUUAAAGUGUAGGAUACAUAUUUACUAUCUAUCACCCAAGAGGCUUACAGUGAAACGCGGUCAAGUGUUCUUUGAGAAAGAAUAAAAUAUGAAGUUGAUAAUUUCAUUUUUGAGUUCAUUAUUCAUUUCAAAAUUAAGUUCAAAAAUUGAGUUUUGAUUGGAUUAGUGAGACAAUCAAUCAUCAAAGCAGCAAAAUUCUAGAUUUUGAUCACUGGUGAGAAUUUUACUAAAUAUUUGGACAAAAUGUUACUCAUAGUAAAAGUUACUAGUUCAAAAGAAUAAUAAUUAUGUAAUUAAUUUUUCUGUGUAUAAUGAAGUUAUUUGUCCUUAGUUUUGACUUUCACAGUUUUUUGAAGAAAGAUAUUCCAGAUGUCAUUCCAAUCUCAACCUUUGUUCAUUUCAGUCUUGUGGUCAUAAGCUUAAAGCAUCGUGCAAACAGCUGCAGCAUUGCUAGUUGUUGCAUCUGUUUUCGCGUAGCUAAAAGUCUGAUGGGUUUCAAACUUUGCACAACAUCUCCCAACAACAUGCAACAACAUGCAAUGAAGGUGUGCAAACAGACGCAACAUGCCCCGGGGGGAACUCUGCAUAUGAAAGGAGAGGGGAUGCUUGUCUCGCUUAGGGGUAUAAAUUUCGGAUUUUGGGCAAAACGUCGUCAUAUUUAGCCAUGAAGGUCUCGUUUAGGGUUGCACGUGAAAAAAAUAUAAGAAUAUGUGUAUUGUCUGUGGUUUAACAUGGUCUCUUUUAGGGGUCAAAAAAAGCUUGGGCUACGCCCAGAUCCGUCUUUUUUAGGGGUUUAAUUCCAAUUUUCCAAUGAGCAUCCCCACCCCUUUCAUAUGCGGAGUCCCCCCUGGGGCAACAUGUAACAUUGGCCAACAAUGUUCGUCUUUUUGCAGGGGCUUAACAGUAAACAUGGCUGUAAAGGGCAUGGUAGCCAUUAUAUAGAGAGACUAUCUUUAUAAAUGCUUCCCAACUGAUGUCUCUUUUCGUUACAUGUUAAAUUGAUUUCUCCUCCAAGAUCAAUAAUUUUCUUAUUUUUUUUAAAAAUCAAAACUGAAUUUUUUGUUUUGAAUGUUCAAUUAUUCAACUGCAGAACAAAAGAAGUAUAGAAACUAAUAAAUAUGAAGUCAAGUUCAAAUUAUUUUCGGCUUAGGAAUGCUUAGACUGGGUUUCACUGUAAUCAAAAACAGAGGUCAACAAAAACAAAUGGACAAACCUAAUCUAAAGAAAACAACAGUCGUGCAAUGGCAUGAAACUUGCAAGUUUUUGAAAACUGUCUAACUUAUGAAAAUAUAUAGAAACAUGAGUUAUUAUAUAAUACUGAGUUGAUAUCAUUAUGACCUUUCUUGCAGGAAAUUCUCAAGUUUCUUAGAGAACAGUAUUAUUUACAGCUUCAAGAGAGAGGAGGAAGAGUGCUUGUGGAAGGUCUGUACAAGUUUAUAUUCUGCUUCUAAUGUACAGGCUGUAAGGUGCCACUCCAGAGUUCAGCCCCCUUUAAUCUACCCUCCCUCCUCCCCACAGGAGAAUUUUGUCUUGGGCCAUUCCAGUAUGAAGCAGUGGUAUAAUCUGAGUAUAAUAAUUAUACUGAGGAUGAAUUAUUCACCCUCUCUCCCAUAUCUCCCCUUUUCCAAAUGCUCCUGAAAUUUUUUGGUACCUUCAUCUUGGAUGGGAUACACACAUUUGAAUUAACACUUGGUUGCAAAAUGUCAAUUUUCAUUCUGAAGUUAGAAGUUUCAGGUAGUAUAUAAUCAUUUACUGAGAGGCAUUAUUUUUGCCAGGAGGUGUUUUACAUUCUGUGACACAUGAAAACCUGGGGAGGGGGCCAUGAUCCUUUUGAUAAGAUUAAGUUUCUCAGGGUCGCCUGUUUCCAUCUCCCAACCAAAAAUACUGUGCAAGCUAGGUCACCAAGCAUAAUAAGCAGUAGACGUCGUCGAGAGUAUUGUAAGGCUGUUUAAAUUCUACUCAACAUCCUAUGUUUUCUUUUUCAGAGCAUCCAGAAUCUUCAUCAAGUGAGGAGCUGUUGAUCGGUCCAGCACCAUAUGGUGCUGAACAGACUUGUAAGUUAAUAAUUGAAGUCAUUUACUUGAACGAGUUCCUUGUACGAGUAGUGAUUUAAGCUACGUAAAACAGGCAACAAAAAUGGGCAACUUGUUUUACAACAUUGCUGCAAAAUGAUUUGAAAAGCAAUGAUGCGCGUAAAACCCACAAAAGGGUUCUGUCUAGGGUAUUUGAGGGGUAGAAGCCCCCCCCCCCCCCCCCCAAAAAAAAAAAUUUUUUUUGUUAAAUUUAUAAAGAAACUUAAUCAAAAAAAACAUAAAAAACAAAACAGAUAAUGCCCCACCCUUGAAAAUUCUCAAAAAUGUUUCCUAAAAAAGCACAAAACCCCUCCCCAGGGAAUUUUUUUUUAAAAGCCCCCCCCCCCCCCCUCCAAAAAAAAAUAUUGUUAUCGUUACAGUAUAUAAGUAACUAUAUCAAAAAAAUCAUGAAGACACAACGAGAUCAGUGCGCACACUGUGACAUUUCUCAAAAUUGUGCCUCAAAAUGCACCAGACUGCAUCUCAGGGCAUAUUCAUUUCUAAAAAUUUUCGGGGGAGGGGGGCUUGCCCCUGGACCCUCUAGGAAGCUUGUAGCCUUCGGCCACUCAUGACUUCUCCUCCAAACUAUAAAUUCUAGAUAGAACCCUGCACAAAUCAAACCUGCCUUAAAAGAAAUCAGGUUAUUUGAGGUUGUGAAAAGGUCUUCUAGAAAGUAGAGAGGAGUUGUACUUUUUUUUGCUACAAAAUCUGUAUUAAAAUGAUUCCCUUUAACCGGCCCAAGGCAAACUUGUUUUGCAACAUGUGAUGCCACUCCUAAUAGUAUGGCAUGAUUUUUUUGCAUUUUCAUACAACCUGUUUUGUUGCAAUUAUAUAAACAAGUUUUCUUUGGUAGUGGAAAAAACUCACAACAUCACUUUCCAACUAGUUUUACAGCAGUGUUGCAAAACGAGUUGCACAUAUUUGUUGCUCUUUUUACUGCAACUUCAGGGAGACUAUUUUUCUGUUAUUUCUUUAUGAGGAACGUUACUGCUGUGUUUUAUGUCUUCGCUUUUACAAACGUUGAAUGGAAGUCCUACGCUAAAACAAGCAGGGAAAAAGAGAGAAUUUCAGCCCUAUGACAUGCUGUUAAUAAUCACUGUUUUUACUUUUUGUUCUUGUGGUAAUAAUUUUCUUUUAGGUGUGUUGUGUAAUUCUUUACAAAUAUUUUGCUCAGUCCUAUUGUUUAACACCACUAACCUGAGCAUGACUUAUAACGUGUCUGCAUUAACAUCUUACAAGCGGAUCUAUUCUCGGAACUUACUAAGUAAUAUAAUAGUAAAUCAGGGUAGAAAAAGAUACGCAAAUUUAAAGGUGGAUAUCGCUCCAACUUGUCCUUCCUCAACUUUUAUACACUAUCAGGAUUACGCCUGUAGCUUCCCACUAUUUUUGCAGUGAAGUAAACGAGUUACUAAAACAGCAAAGACCGUAGUUUCUUUGAUAGUGAGGUAACUUUAGAACAACAAAAAGAGAGAUAAAGUAUUCCGCAAGUCCUUGGCUUUUGUUAAAAAUCUCUGAAAUCUUGGGAAACUCGAAACAAAAGUUUGGAGAAAUACUGAUAUCCACAUUUAAAUUUGCGUUUCAGGGGUACAAGAUGAAGAAGAAGUUCAAAAUGAAAAUGAGAAAAGUAAAAGAGCUGAGAGGUUCAAACUGCCUCCAAUUUUCCAAGCGGCUGCAAGACACAAAAAUCGUCCUGUUGACGAAUCAGAGGGGCUUUUAAGAGGGCAAAAAGCUCGGACAUUUGAACAGGAAAAACCGUCUAGGAAUGUUGUGGGUAGGGAGCAGAGGUCCCCCGCGAGAGUGAUAAAGCACGAAGCCAUUUCGCCGAGAAAGGACGCGGUAUUUCAUGGGUUUGGGUCGAAUGAAGGCAAAAUUCAACUGGAACCUUUGGACAGAAGUCGGCGAAAAAGCGAACGAACAGGGAAGAGCUUGGAGGGUCUGGACAAAAGUUUAGAGUUAGAUAAACAGUUAUACAUUGUAGAUAUUACUAAAAAAGACGCAAGAAAUCCGAAGAGCGAGAAAACCAAAAGAAGAAGGCGAACAAAGACCGAAAGUCCUCAAAGAAAUUUGCCACUAAGAGAAGGUUCCAGCAGUAAUGGAAAUGUAGCUGUGGCUUCCAAUGAGGAAAAAGCUGAAAAUGUAAAGGAAAAUAAAACCCUUCAAUCUCAAAAAACUGUACCGUUUGUAAAUGUAGAGGAGAAUUCUCUUAGCGGCAAGAAACAUCAGAAGCCUCAACAUUCUCAAGUUAAAAACAAGAGUUCAGGCGUGUUAUCCCUGAGUGAAGGAGACAUGGUCGCCGUUAAAGUGCCUGAGAAACUUUACAUCAAAGGACAGCCCUGCCUUGGUAAAAUAACAGCGCUGGCAGAUCACCAAGGUCUCCUUACUGUUCAUUACUACACGGGUAGUUAUCAAGGCCGUUGGAGACCGAUGAUGAGUAGGACUAGUCCUUAUCUUAGAAAGGUAGCUGCGGAUGAUGUGUUGUGCAAGUUUAAGUUGAGUUCUGAUGGAAGAAUGUCGCCUAUCACUCAAAGAAAGCUGAAAACAGUUGUUGAUGAUGAACGGAAAGAAGAAGGCAACACAUGAGGAGAAGAGAAUCGAGUACACGGCUAGAAAUGAGAAUUUCAGUCCUGAUGGACAUUUCACUCAAAAAAAAGUCGGAAACAGUUACACUGUACUUUUUAAACUAACAAAUAUGACAAUCAGCUUUUUUAUAACCAUGAACGCACAAAUUCUGCUAAAUGAAAAGUUAAUUUUUAAAAUGAACACAUGAGCGGAAAAAAUAACCCCAGAUAUUUCGAAACUGUGGGUACAAAUGUUUUAAAAUUGAUUGAUAUAGAUGACCACACCGAUGGAAUUUUUUCCCGAAAACGGAACUAAGGGGAAAAUGAUACAUUCGUCUCGUAUAGUGACGUAAAGGUAAAAAACGUAUCAAUCUAUUUGAGAUACGAAGAAUAAUGUUUUUGUUGUAGUAAUAGUAUAAAUACUUUUUAAAUGAACUAAACGAUUAUAGGCGAUCAACACAACAACUACCACUUCUUAUAAUAGGUGAUGGUCAGAAUACGAGUACAUCUAUAAUCUGAAGGAGUAUGUAUAUUUUGAACAAUUAGAGCAUAUAUUUAAAUACGAAUCCAUUACGCUUUAUACAAGAUGAAAAAUCAAAAGUACUUAGAAUUGAUGGGAUAAAUUAGUACUUCAAAGUAAUAUCGUAAAAUGACAAAGACAUAGUUUUUAGAAAAAUACAAUAUGACAAGCUAUGCGUACUUGUAAAUGAUUUUUAAAUUUAGUAAGUAUUUUACAUGUAAUAAAGUACGUACGCCCCAAUAUUCAAGUGAAAUAAAUCUUAGUCUACGAUCUUGUUAACAAAGCGUGUUUGUCUCUUGUUAUUGUUGUUGUUCUUUAUUAUUCCAAAUUAACUCGUGGAGAGUAAUUAAUGAGUUGCAAUUAAGGACUUCAGAAAACUUUUUUGUCAUAUGCAAAGGCACUGUCCCAACAAACUCAGAUAGAAAUAUACUUAGGGCCUGUUUACAUGGAGGUGGGGCGGCCCGGUAGGUGAGGUAACCUGUAAACGUGAUCAAAUUAAAAUGAGAGAUUAUAUAGACAGGCGGGUUACCUCGUCUAACCUCCACGUAAACGGGCCGUAAACCAUUUUCUCCUCUUAAAGGGUGACAAUUAAUCCAAACAGGUGGCAAACCAGUUGACUAUCUCACACGCAUGGUUAAGGAUAUGUCGGGUUUACCGAGAAUAAACCCGGCAAGCGGUUAGGGCAGGACUUGAAUUUGGGGCCUCCGGAUUACAAGUCCAGCGGUCUUACCACUCUGUCACGCUAUCUCCCACUGAACCUCCAACAGCGAGAAGAAGUUGUGUCACGUUGCCAUGGUAGCAACAUGUCUAAAAAACCGCAGUCCUGCAAAUACGACAGAAAAAAAAGGAAAAAAUCGACAUGUAUGACUUUCCCGUGCAUGAUCGCACUCGUAAAUAAAACGGUAGCCCAUACUUUUCAUCCAUCGUUCGACAAUGCAAAUGGCCGUCUGUGUCAAGAAAGAUUAUUGAGAUCCGGAAAUGUUCCUACCAUGGUAACGUGACGUCACAGGUCUCCUCUUUAUCUAACAAAGCUCUUUAUACGGAAAUCCACAGCUAUGGUAAAAACAAGAUUACGGGUCAAGGUCCCGAUAUAAUGAACACGUUUUCCAAAUUCCUGGUGUUUCAUUACAUAAAGGUCGUAACAGUGUUUCCACUGUUUUGAUUAUCUUUACUCGAAAUUCAUCAAAGAUGUAAUAAAUUUUAAUUGCAGAUACAAGGAAUUCUACUUCUACGCGUCGUAGAAGAAGUAAACACGAUGAAAAGCAACUCCCAGGUCCAAUUAACGCGCCGGUGACAUUCCACCCCCCUCCCUCUCGAUCAGAUGUGCUAAGGCGAGAAUAUGACAGACAGAGAAUGGAGCUGCAGUCAAGUAGCGGGCUGUCAGCGGAUACACGAAACAGGGAGUUUGUGGGACCUGGUAGGUCGGCACCCAGACAGACGAAAACCAGCCCAAAAUCAGAAACGAGGUAGAGAAGUCUUUUUCUCUCGUAGCUUUGUUAACAGUUCGGCGCUGAAGCUCCCUAGGUCGAUCACGUUGGUUUAGAAAGAUUUGCAAAUAUGGGCCCGUUUCCUCAAACGAUUUUUCGUACGAUUUCGUACGCUUGCGUCAAUUUUAACACGUUUUUUUCUUUUUUUUUUUUCAGUUCCAGGUCUGCGCGGUUUCAGUACGACGCCAACGCGACUCCAAGAUUCCCGGAUUAUGAAGCUCGAUUGGCAGAUCAGCAACAACUGGCAGUUUUAGCUGUGAUGAACGAGAAAGAAGCCAUGAUAUUACAGAAAAGAAAGUUAGUCACUCCAUCAUAUUGAUCUCCCUUUAAUGUUUGACUUAGGAAAUGGCUUCAAAAAUGUAUGUAUUUUCGCGAGUGUUUUUGUGUGUCCAUAUCUAAGAAUUAUACUCAGCUGGAACUAUGAAAAGAAGGGGAGAAGUCUAUCCAGCACCAGCCUACGUAGUUGGCUUUUUUUGGGGAAAGGUGCAACGGAGGGGAGACCGAGCGAGCGGUGAAGCUGCGAGGGCGGAAACAACACAGGACUAUCAUUUUAGAUACAUGUAGACUUAAUUCAAGAUAGAUUGGUAGCUAAUUGUUAGCUUGUUUCUCUUGCGUUACAUUUGAAUUCGACUACGCGCAGUCCUUCAUUUUCCUCCGGGAUAAUAGAGCUUACUGGAAAAUCGCCACCCGCGAUAACCACUAACCAGAGACGCUCUGUCUCCGGUUGUUCAACUACUACAAGCAGGCCCUCAUUUUCCUCUGGGAGAGUAGAGCAAACGGGAAAAUCGCCACCCCCGACAACCGGGGACACCCUGUCCCCGGUUGUUCAACUACUACGAGCAGUCCCUCAUUUUCCUCAGGGCCGCGGAAUAUUAGAGCGAGUGGGAAAAAUCACCACCCGCGAGAAAAGUGACACGCGGAGGGAAGCGUUUCGCUUUUCCCGAGCGUGGCAGUUUUCAUGCGCGCUUUCGUAUUUUGUGCACUCAGAUAUACCUGGGUAAAAAACUACUUGCAGUCUACAUUUGCGUGGACGCAUUGUUUAAACAACCAUUGCAACAUGAGGCAUAUCACCCUUCGUUUAGAGACCCAAUUGUAAUCGAACUCACGAAAAAGCCAUCUAGAAUAACCGUUUAACCCUUUAUACCCUGAGAUCAAAAUUUGAAUUGUCAUUUGUUGCCCCUGUUCAUUUCCAUUAGAAGUAGUGGGAAGAAGUUGAUAAAAUAUCAAGCAAAUUCAUUUUGUGUGAUCAUGUCCGUGAUUCUCAUGACCACUCUGUUUUACAAAGCAUUGACAAGUACAAGGAGAAAUUUAAUGCUGAUCACUCUUAGGGCUUAAAGGGUUAACGCUGGUGCACAAGUACGGCAGAAAAAUCCCAUUAUGAGCCACCUCGAAUAAGCUCUCCGCCUAAGCAUGGGGUCCAUUUCUAGAACUUGGUUUUACCCUUAAGUAAUCGUUUUGAGAGCCAAUCAAAUUCAAAAUCAGGCUGAAACUAUUAUAUACUUUUAGUUCCCUUCCUAACUGGCAUUUCAGUAAGAAACUCAUUGUUUUCUUCAGGGACAAACAGGCGCUUGACGACUGGAGGGAACAGACCAAAAUGAUGCGGCAGCAAAAACAGCGACUUGCGGCCAUAAAGGGUUCUAUACCUGGUGAGUUAAUAGUGCACUUUUCGGAGCUGGGAUGGCUUUGGUUGGACAAGAUGACUUUUAUUCUGGCUUUAGAUACGGCUAGCCAGCCUGAAGUCCCCUACCCAAACUCGGCUAGUGGGACUGUUUUUGAAAUGGCGCCUGCAUAUCCAAAUAACUUUUCUUUCUUACCUCUAGCUUUGGGCAUUUGAAUUGACCUGCCAUGAGGAGAUUGACCAUGAGCAAAGUCUUUAAAUCUAAAAUAAGCACGUGAUGAGUGGCGAUUUUCGGAGCAGUUUUCUCAGAUCACAUAGUUGAUCCUUUUAAUAUAUCGUGUAACUAUUCCGGUUUUGUUUUGCAGUUGAGGUGAAGGCGCCUUAUGGAACUGAAAAGUCUGCCAAGGAGGAAGAAAAGGUGUGAUUUUUUAACUUUUAUAGAAUUUAUCUUGAAACUAAAAGCCACUCCUUUCCAUUCCUUAAAAAUUAAAUGUUUCGAAAGUACCUUAUGAAGGUGACUGAUAUUCAUUCACACAAUGCGGACCAACCCUUGCAGUGGCGGAUCCAGGGGAGGGGCCCGGGAAGCCCGCCCCCCCUUAUUUUUAGACCAAACUGGGGCCCGAAGGUCUGAAAAAAAUUUUUUGAGCCCUGGGCCUCCCCCCCUUACCUCAGGGUCUGGAUGACACCCCUCCCCCCUAUAUCUGAAGGUCUGGAUCCGCCACCGCGGUGUAAGAUUAGUCUGCUACACAGCCGUUUUUAGUGUCGUCACGCAAUGCUCCUCCCCUCAAUGGCCGUUUAUCAGACUAGUGUAAGAUCAAAUUAUGGUAACAUGAUUGUACUACAUAAUCCUCCAUAGCUGCCAUGGAACCUAGCGCACAUAUUCAGUAUUUUGAUUCAUAAUAUAGCGGUGGUUAACUCGAAAGCUAUGAUCCUCUGACCACCGUACACUUCUCUCGAAACAAUUCACUUCUUCUAUUCAUAUGAAAAACUGAAACUGGACUGAACUGAAACUGUUCUUUAGACUCCCCAAGGCUACGCCAAGCGACUCAAGGAGCUGUUGGAAGAAAAAGACGGGAAAGUGGCAGCGAGAAAGUAAGUACUUCAAAGAAGCUCUGUCAUGAGUCAGUUUUUAACAACGUACAAGAAUAUUCUGAAAAGGGAAAUCUGAAAAUAUAGUUUAGCCAAGCAAUGAUAGUAAAAAAACUGGAGAAGAAAUACAGUCAUUCCGACUCGUUCCAGGAAUGUGAUAAAAGGUGAUCGAACGCACUGAAUCCUAAUUAUCCCAUGUAUUCCUAUUCCAAAAUAACGUUAAUCGAACACUCCCUAAAUGAUAGCCUGCGUAGCAAGCGUUUCCGUUUGGUUUCGAAGCAAGGAAAGACUGAGGAACGGAAUUUUUGGUCAAUUUUUUGGCCGCGCCAGAAAUGACACUAGAACCUCCUCGCUCUUUUACUUGCGCCAUUUUUCGCGCGGUGUUUGACUCUUUGUUCCUCGUUUUUUGCUCCUAAAUCUGACGGAAACGCUUGCUUCGCAGGCUACCUAAAUGAGUAACAAUAAAAUGGACCGCAACUCGCCCAAACUCGCCUUUACUAUUGAGGACAAACGUCCUUGCUAUUUUAAUGUGGAUGAGUGCUCUCACUUUUUAUUGUCAUGACAGGGCCUUAGAAGAUCGCGAGUUGGAAACUAGAAUAAAACAACACAUGGAAAAGUUACAACAGCACCGUAGUAAAACUUACGGAUCGAUACACGAUGAGCUGGAGUCUGCGAGAGAGAACCUAGAAAUGGUAAGUGCCUGUUAGAAAUCCCGCACUAACUCGCCACGGUUAUGUACAUUCCUCCAGAGAAUGAAGAUCGGCUGCCUUAUCCACGCGAUUUUAUUACUUGUUAUAGGUGUUUAGGUUGCUCGUCGAUGGGAAAGUGCGAAUGUGGCGAAAUAUUUUUCUACAGGUGUCUACUAGGGAAAAGACUCCUCAAAAAGUCCAACGGCCCGGACGAAAUGCAAAGAACUCCAUGUGGUGGAACCACGGAUUCUACCGACAAUCCUUCCCAAUUCCAACCUUCUCUUAGGCUUAAAAUAAAGACUACGUGUACGCUGUCGCAAUCAAGGAAUGCUACAUUCGUUUAUGAUGAUGCCUGAAAUCGUCCUAAAGGAUGUUGCCUGAUUGACAGUAUUCCGCAAUAAGAAUAAACAAACUUAACUCUAGAAAUCGCUACCUCACAGCUGCACCCCUGGCUGAAUGCACCAUUCUAGAGUGAAUCCAAGAUUUCAAUGGUAGACAUUUGUAAGCGUCUUCCGUGCAUUUCUCUGAUUCCCGAAUGCGGUCAAUCGAUUCGCCAUUUGCACAUCUCUCAUUUCUCUCAUUAUAUCAUAGCUCGGUUCCCUCCCCCAAAAUUGUUCACAAGCAUUGUCUUCAGUUUCUCUUGGGGUGCGGGGAGUUGAGGGGGAGGGCAACAAGGUGUAUUAUGGGAAAAUGGUGAAUUGCACCCCUGUUUACUUCACGUAGGUUAUGCCUGUCGGUUCGCUUUUGUUUUGCGGUGUGGGUACUAUUGUUCAAUGUCUUGUCAAUCUUUUGUAUUACGCGACAUUUGGUGAUUGCAUCCGUCCUCAACACCAAGAAAGGCUCCCGUAAAAUGACCAAGUUGUACGACAUAAAAUCAAUAAUUCUAAGGCUUGCGCAGAUUCCCACCUCCCCCCUGACCCCUAUUGGUUCUUUUAUUCAUUGCAGGCGCGUCAGAUACAGCGCGAAGUGCGUGAUAGGAAGGAGUUGGAGUACCGCCUGAGGGCCUUUACUGGUGAUGAUGUGACGUCAUUUUACUGGGGAUCAAAGUCCAAGACUAAGAAUGCUCCUAAAUGAAAACUUUCAGUGAAUAAGAUAGUUGUGUAAAUACGGAUAUUGCAAAUACC
Porites evermanni is the source of this 12772-nucleotide messenger RNA. The record is from the annotation of a GenBank genome assembly. Lineage: Eukaryota; Metazoa; Cnidaria; Anthozoa; Scleractinia; Poritidae.